CCCGUCCGCGCAGGGAGGGCCAGCCGAGGAAGGGCCGGGAACCUUCGCCCUGCAGCGUGGAAGCAGCCGCCAAGCAAGCACGGAAUCACGAUGGAUGCUCCCGGAUUUGAAGAACUGCUGGCCAGAGCAAAAGCUGGAGAACCGAAGUCGCAGACAGAGGUGGGGAAGCACUACCUGAAGCUGGCCGAAGAGCAGGAUGAGGAGCUGAACAGCUGCAGCGCGGUGGAGUGGUUGAUCCCAGCGGCCAAACAGGGGCAGAAGGAAGCCCUCCAGAUCCUGCGAACCUGCUUGGCGGAAGGAAAAGGCAUCACUUCAGAAAACGUGCAAGAAGUGAAACAAUUGUUAUCCGAGACGAAUUUGGAAAGAGCGGUGAGAAAAGCAGCUUUGGUCAUCUACUGGAAAUUAAACCCGAAGAAGAAAAAGGAAUUGGCUGUUUCAGAACUAUUAGAAAAUGUUGGAGAAGUGGACAGUGAGGGCCAGGGAGACCAGCCCCCGGGACCACUUCCAAAGCCUGUCCAGAAGCAGAGAAGGAUGCUGGAGAGAUUGGUCAGCAGCGAAGCUAAGAACUAUAUGGCCUUGGAUGACUUCGUUGAAAUAACCAAGAAGUACGCCAAGGGUAUCAUCCCGUCAAGUAUGAUCCCUCAGGAUGACGACGACGACGAGCUGACGGGAAAGAGCCCUGAGGAGCUCCCCUUCCAACAAAAGAUCAUCAAGUAUCCCCUCCAUGCCAUCAUGGAAAUCAAGGAGCACCUGAUCGAGGCGGCCUCCAAAGCUGGCAUGCACUGGUUGUCCACCAUCGUCCCGACCCACCAGAUCAACGCCCUGGUCUUCUUCUUCGUCCUCAGCAACCUGACCAUCGACUUCUUCGCCUUCUUCAUCCCCCUGGUGAUUUUCUACCUCUCCUUCGUUUCCAUGGUGAUUUGCACCCUGAAAGUCUUCCAGGACAGCAAAGCGUGGGAGAACUUCCGCACCCUCACGGACCUCCUGCUUCGUUUCGAGCCCGAUCUGGAUGUCGACGAGGCGGAGGGGAAUUUUGGCUGGAAUCACCUGGAGCCCUAUUUCCACUUCCUGCUCUCGGUCCUCUUCGUCCUCUUCUCCUUCCCGAUAGCCAGCAAGGAAUGGAUGCCUUGCUCCGAGCUGGCCACCAUUUCCGUUUUCUUCAUGGUGACGAGUUACAUGAGUUUGUGCACCAGCGCCGAACCCUACACGCGAAGGGCCCUGCUGACUGAGGUGACUGCGGGGGCCCUCUGCCUGCUGCAAGGGGCCCCCGACCACUGGGGUUACGUGAAGCUCCUGGGUAAAACAUUUUACACCCUUCCUCUUGGCAGCGUCCUGGUACUGAACCUCAGCCUCCCCUGCCUCUUGUUCCUGUACUUGUUUUACCUCUUAUAUCGCAUGGCACGACUGAAGAAAUUCAAGGGCAUCUAUUGCUACUUGGUUCCUUAUUUGGUCUGCUUCAUGUGGUGUGAGCUCUCCGUCGUGAUUCUGCAGGAAUCGACCAGCCUUGGUCUCCUUCGGGCUUCCGUGGGCUACUUCUUAUUCCUCUUCGCCCUUCCGGUCUUAAUGUUGGGUGUCGCCCUGAUGGGUCUUUUCCAAUUCUUAAGGUGGCUAAUAACAUUGGAACUGACCAAGAUCGUGGUCACGCUCGCCCUCUGUGCGGUUCCUCUGCUCUUCCACAUGUGCACGCGGGCCAGAGUCUCCGCAGUCGAAAUGGUGACGUCCCUGACCAAGAGUUCAAUCGUGAAGCUUAUCCUGGUGUGGCUUUCAGCCAUCGUCCUCUUCUGCUGGUUUUACGUCUAUCGCUCAGAAGGGAUGAAAGUGUACAAUUCGACGUUGACGUGGAAUCAGUACGGGUUUCUCUGCGGGCCCCGGGCUUGGAAAGAAACUAACAUGGCGCGGACUCAAAUUAUAUGCAGCCACCUGGAAGGCCAUCGGGUCACCUGGACAGGGCGGUUCAAGUACGUCCGAGUCACCAGCAUUGAGAACAGCGCCGAGUCCACCAUAAAUAUGCUUCCCUAUUUCCUUGGGGAUUGGCUGAGGUGUUUGUACGGAGAAACGUACCCUGCGUGCGAUCCCAGAAACGCCACCCUGGAAGAGGAAGAACUCUGCCGCUUGAAGUACUUGACCAAGCACCAGUGUCACAUCAAGAGGUUCGACCGGUAUAAAUUCGAAAUAACUGUGGGCAUGCCGCUCGGUGGCGGGAAUGGCAACCGGGCCCCCGAGGAGGACGAUGUCACUAAGGACAUUGUGUUGAAGGCCAGCAACGAGUUCAAGCAGGUGCUGCUGAACCUGAGGCAGGGCAGCGUGGUCGAGUUCAGCACCAUCCUGGAAGGCCGCCUGGGGAGCAAGUGGCCGGUCUUUGAGCUGAAGGCCCUCUCCUGCUUGAACUGCCUGUCGAAGCUCUCCCCGGCGGGCCGGCAUGUGAAAGUGGAACACGACUGGCGGAAUACCGUUCAGAAAGCGUUCAGAUUUGCCUUCAAUUUUUUGUUCUCCCCUUUCCUGUCCGUUGCCUAUUGAGCUCUGGUUGUUAACACCAGCUCUUGGUUUUUGCAAUCAGAUUUAAUCAGGGGCGAAAUGCUACUGGUUCAGAUCGGUUCGCCUGAAUCGGUAGGUUCGGCCGAACCAGUAUUUACAACCAUCAGCUGGACGACGAUCAGCUGUGAUGCGCGAUUUAUAUUAGCUAGAAUCGUCGGAUUUCCUGCUUUCUAGCUAAUCUAAAUCGG
Messenger RNA from Thamnophis elegans (Western terrestrial garter snake), 2723 nucleotides. RefSeq names its product wolframin ER transmembrane glycoprotein (gene WFS1). Gene Ontology annotation, biological process: calcium ion homeostasis; endoplasmic reticulum unfolded protein response. Gene Ontology annotation, molecular function: protein binding. The transcript is spliced from 7 exons. The coding region runs from base 91 to 2517 and encodes 808 amino acids. Gene Ontology annotation, cellular component: endoplasmic reticulum; endoplasmic reticulum membrane. The record is from RefSeq and is a predicted model, not a curated record. NCBI's taxonomy places the organism in Eukaryota, Metazoa, Chordata, Lepidosauria, Squamata, Natricidae.